Molecule: messenger RNA, 1171 nt
Organism: Aspergillus japonicus CBS 114.51
Lineage: Eukaryota; Fungi; Ascomycota; Eurotiomycetes; Eurotiales; Aspergillaceae
Product: sterol desaturase family protein
Exons: 4
Coding region: 1-903 (300 amino acids)
Biological process (GO): ergosterol biosynthetic process
Molecular function (GO): iron ion binding; C-4 methylsterol oxidase activity
Source: RefSeq, a predicted model, not a curated record
AUGGCGCAGAAUACGACGUCGUUUUCAACCCCGGAAACCUAUUGGGGCCAAUUUGAGGAAAUUUCCAAAUAUAACACCCAUCUCAAUGUCGUGGAACGGCUCUGGACGGCAUGGUACGCCUGGAUGCAGAACGAUGUUCUUGCGACAGGUAUCAUGUCCUUCAUGAUGCAUGAACUUGUCUAUUUUGGACGAUCGCUGCCAUGGAUCUUCAUAGACAGCCUGGGCUUUUUCAAGGGUUAUAAGAUUCAAAGUAGCAAAGUUCCGUCCUUGCGCGAACAGUGGGACUGUGCGAAGUUCGUGCUUUUAAGCCAUUUCACCGUCGAGUUGCCUCAAAUCUGGCUUUUCCAUCCCAUGGCCCAAUUCUUCGGCCUCUCAACUUCUGUCCCAUUUCCUUCGAUUUGGACCAUGGCUUACCAGAUCGCUAUAUUCUUUGUCCUUGAAGACACGUGGCACUAUUUUUCUCACCGCGCUCUCCACUGGGGACCACUUUACAAAGGCAUCCACAAGAUUCACCACCAGUACUCAGCGCCCUUUGGUAUGGCUGCUGAGUACGCCUCGCCUAUUGAAGUCAUGAUCCUAGGAUUUGGCACGGUUGGCUGUCCCAUUCUGUGGUGUGCGAUGACUGGGGACUUGCAUAUUUUCACCAUGUACAUCUGGAUUGUCUUGCGGCUGUUCCAGGCAAUAGAUGCACACAGUGGCUAUGAAUUCCCUUGGAGUCUCCACCAUUUCCUCCCCUUCUGGGCUGGGGCCGAUCACCAUGAUCUCCAUCAUGAGAAGUUCGUUGGCAAUUACUCCAGCAGCUUCAGGUGGUGGGACUACAUGUUGGAUACUGAGUAUUCUCCGGAGGCGAUCAAGCGCAGAAGACAAACAAAACUUGCUGGGGAUAUGAAGAAGGGCCAAUGAUGCGAUUGCUACUUGCGCUCAUGUGCAGACAUUCAUCUGAAGCCCUUGGGCACUGCAACUCAAGCAGCUGUUCAAUCUGAAUACAGAUUUUAUCAUCAUGCGAAAGCUGCAAUACCUUGAGGGCUUCUAAUUCAUUUCACUUAAUACCGUUGAGAGGAAACUCGUAUAGACUUAUCUUUUAAUUAUGCUUCUGAAUGAUAAAUUUUGCAAAUGCAUUGAAUAGCUGACAUGUUGGACGCAUAUCUUCGUGACUAGAAUAAACUGUUCC